Rotaria sp. Silwood2 is the source of this 441-nucleotide messenger RNA. The record is from the annotation of a GenBank genome assembly. NCBI's taxonomy places the organism in Eukaryota, Metazoa, Rotifera, Eurotatoria, Philodinida, Philodinidae.
AUGUUAUCAUAUUUUCAACCAGAACUCACCUCAUCAAACCUUAAUCGUAAACGAGCAAUAGUAGCACAAUAUCACCAAGUUUCCCUGAUAAAAUUAGAAGCUUAUAUCAGCAAGUCAAGUAAUUCAACUACUCUCACUCGAAUUAUUCGAACAGGCUUUACAUAUUUUCAACAUAAAUCAAGAAUUUUAAAAGUUAUCAAUAUACCAGCUGAACGAGCAACAAAAUUCACUAAUGCCAUUAUUAUGGAUUAUAAUAUUUCAUUGCAAGGAAGUUUUAUGCUUGGUUUAACAUAUAUGGAUGAUUUUGUCUGGGAUUAUAUUGAAUAUCUCUAUUCACCGGCUAUGAAUGGAAACCAUCGUUCAUUAACAUUGUUCAAAAAUGGUGAUAAUCAAACGAAUACGGCGUCUUUUUUUAUUGCGGAUAUUAAUGCUGAUUGGUAA